GGAGCGACGGGCAGUUUGCGGGCGGAGGGAAAGGGAGGCGUCGCCGGGCAACUGUCGCGGCGCGAGAACGGGCACAAGGGCGCGAGGGGGAGCGUGAAGGCGAGCUCGAGCGAUCGCAGGGGCAACGAGCGGCCGUCGCCGAGGCAACCGCGGCCGGGCUCGGGAUCAUCGUGCGGCCGUCGCCGGGGUAACCGGGGUCGGGGUGGACGGACGGGCGGCAAUGCCGGAGGCCACGCUGAGGGAACAGACGCUGGGACUGGCCCAGGACUACCUGCAGCAUUGCCUGGGCCCGGGCCCGGGCUCGACGGGUCGCCAGCAACAGCAGCAGCAGCAGCAGCAGCAGCAGCGGCCGCCCGACAAGACGGCCUGCACCCUGCGCAAAGUGGCCGACCAGAUGGUGGAGCAGCACCAGGCCGCCUUCAGCAGCAUGAAGAGCCGGCUGGACAACGGCCUGCAGGUCUACGCCAGGCCGAGGAGCGGGCCCGGAGCUGGAGCCGGAGCUGGAGCCGGGCCUGACAAGCAAGAGGCGGCCGAGGCCCAGGCCCAGGCGGCGGCAGACUUCCUGCGGCGGGUGGUGGAGGAGAUGUCGGCCGACGAGAAGAUGAACUGGGGCCGGGUGGUGAGCAUAUUCGCCUUCGCCGGCGUGCUGGGCCGCCAUCUCCGCGACUCGGGCGUCGCCAUGUGGCCCGAGGCCGGGCCCGGCCCGCUGGACAUGCUGGCCGAGAGUGUGGCCAACUACCUGGGCAAGGAGCGGCGCGACUGGAUGGAGCAGAACGGAGGCUGGGAAGGAUUUCUCCGAUUCUUUGGAAGCGAUGACCAUUGGCAAGAGUCAACAGUACGAAACAUGCUGAUAACGGUUGCUGGCUUUGGUAUAGCUGGAUUAGCGUGCCUUCUUGCCGUCCGAUAGACUGCAAGAAACGCAUUGGAACAGCUGCUAACAUCCUAGAAGAUAUAAAUUUCUCACGCACAAUGUUUUCCAAUUUUAUAUCUCCAUUUUUAUAAUAUAUCUGGAUGUUGCCAUCAUAUGGAACAGAGCAGCAAAACAGUAUGGAGAUUCUCAAACAUUUGUCUGCAGUUUGCUAGUGUUAAGUUUGUUUAAUGUACACAAACUUUUUAAAAGGUAUACGGUCUACAGUACAAUGAAGUAUCCUUUAAUGUUUUCAGAAGGCAUUGAGCUUGAAUAAUUGGAGGUCUGAUUUAUUGUGGGAUGGUGUGGAAAAUGAGGGGAAGUAUCUGCAGAAUUAUGAAUCCUUUCUUCUAGUCCCACAGUAUCGCAAAAGAAUUGCACUAAUCGUUGGAGUAAAUUGGCUAAAGUAUUGCAUAACCAAAUCCAUUUGGAUGCUUUUGUUUAUGGCAGUGUGUAUGUGUCUGUGUUAUAGUCAGAAACCAGCUUUUGUGCCCUGGUCGAAAUUAAACUUCACAAUCUACAGUUUGUCCAUUUAUGGCAAUGAGUGUUAUCUGUGUUUUUCAGACUUGAGUUAAAAGAAACAGCUUUACCAGAAAGACUCAAUUUCCAUUGGAAUUGAUAAUGAAACGCCAUUGUAAUGGCACUGGUCAUUUGGUGUGAACUGUAAAUCGUCUCGUACCUGAAUAUUUCCACGUGUACUGUUUUCAAACUAGUGAUGGAAAAUGGUGCAUCCAUCCUGCAAACUUGCAUCAAAAGAAGAAAAUUUUGCCAACACAUAGAAAAGUAAAGCACAGGGACGGGCCCAUUAGCCCAUGAUGUGUGUGCCGAAUGGGAACAUUCUCUGCAUAUCCAUGUGCCUAUUUAAAUGCCUCUAUCACACCUGCCUCCAUCAUCAUGUCUGGCAGCGCCUUCCAGACACCUCCAGAACUUUGCCCUUCUCGCCUUAAAGCUAUCGCCUCUAGACGUGGACUUCUAUCUUGAGGGGUGGGGAGGAAAGAAAGAAAGAGGUUCUGUCUGUCUACUCUGUCUUUGUCUCUCAUAAUUCCAGAUGUUUCUAACAGGCCUCCCCUCAACCUCUGGUGUUCCAGAGAAAACAGUCUGGAUAUGUCCAACCUCUUAUUGUAGCUGGUGCAUUCUAUCCAGGCAGCAUUCUGGUAAACCACCUGUGCACCCUCUCCAAAGCCUCCACGCCCUUCCUGAAACGGAGCAACCAGAACUGCACACAAUUCUCCAAAUGCGGUACAACCAAAGUCCUGUAAAGCUGCAUCAUGCUCUGCUGAUUCUUGGAUUCAAUGCUCUGAUAAAAGCAAGGAUACCAUACCCCUUUUUUUUGCUACUUUCAGGGAGCUAUAGACAUCAAUGAUGAUAAGAAUCUGGCCAUUAACAGUAUAUUUCCCCAUACAUUCAAUCUCUCAACCUCAGACUUGUUCAAAUUAAACUCCAUCUGCCAUCUUAGCUGAUCUAUACCCCAUUGUAUACUUUGACAGCCUCCUUCACUGUCUGCAGCUCCAGCAAUCUUGGUGUCGUCUGGAAACUUGUUAACCAACCCACCUGCAUUUAUGUUUCCAACCAACAUAAAUAUUAAACGUUCCACUGUACAUUUCAAACUAUGAAGGUGCCUCGUAUACAAAUGUGGCAGAGAAGGCUCCUAAGUGUACCAAGUCAGUUAUUGACAUUGCUCGUUCAUUAUUUAAACUAAAGCAGGAAAAGGCGAUUGAAUGACAUGUUAGUUUUUGUACAAUUUGUAUUAAUGUCACAUUAUAAAUAUAACAAUAAGCAUUUAGAAAAGCCAUGAUUUAAAAUGGGCAUUUUGCAGUCUGUUUAACUUUUGGCACCCGUUACUGUUUACCCUUGUAGUACAUAAAUCAUAAUAUAUACUCUAUGCUCUUGCUAUUUAAAUGGGUGAAGCAUGUUAUUUUCAAUUCUUUGAAAUGGGAUGUUGAAAGGAUCAACAAUUAUUUCUGUACAAUUAAUUGAAGAUGCCCAAGAUCAGCAGUUUCCUGUGUAUUAUAGUAUGACUGUUUUACGUUAAUCUUUAAUACUUUGUAUUUUUCUACUUGUUUUAUUAUGUCUAAUGUCAACCUUAGUUAUGAAUUGUAGUCAGUAAAUCUACAGUUGUGACUAAUUUA
Messenger RNA from Amblyraja radiata (thorny skate), 3036 nucleotides. It is a transcript of the gene bcl2l10, whose product is annotated as BCL2 like 10. Gene Ontology annotation, biological process: release of cytochrome c from mitochondria; intrinsic apoptotic signaling pathway in response to DNA damage; extrinsic apoptotic signaling pathway in absence of ligand. Gene Ontology annotation, cellular component: mitochondrial outer membrane. Gene Ontology annotation, molecular function: BH domain binding. The coding region runs from base 221 to 907 and encodes 228 amino acids. The transcript is spliced from 2 exons. NCBI's taxonomy places the organism in Eukaryota, Metazoa, Chordata, Chondrichthyes, Rajiformes, Rajidae. The record is from RefSeq and is a predicted model, not a curated record.